Hemisphaericaspora subhashii is the source of this 417-nucleotide messenger RNA. RefSeq lists its product as uncharacterized. The record is from RefSeq and is a predicted model, not a curated record. Bases 1 to 417 code for a protein of 138 amino acids. The transcript has a single exon. Lineage: Eukaryota; Fungi; Ascomycota; Pichiomycetes; Serinales; Debaryomycetaceae.
AUGUUCAGCCAAAUCGCCAGACAAACUAUUGCUCGUCAAUCCAAGAUCGCUACUAGAAAGUUCACCACUGCUGCUACCUACUCUCCAAUAGCUACCAGAGUCCCAUCUUAUCCACUCUUAGCUGCCACUUUAGGUUUAAUGACUGUUUACGCUUUCUACUCUAUUGAAUCUACUGACGACAACACUGUUACUAAUGUUAAAGGUAAGUUUGCCAACCUUAACAACUGGGUUGAAGAAAAGAAGGAAGAACAACCAGUUGUUGCUGCUGCUGAACCUGUUGUUGUUGCUGAAGCUGCUGUUGAAGUUGAAGAACCAGUUGUCGUUGCUGCUGUUGUUGAAGAACCAGUUGUUGAAGCUGCUGCUCCUGUUGUUGAAGCUGUUAUUGCUGAAGAUGAACCAGUUGCAAAAUCUGAUUAA